ACGUGACUUACAAUGUUUUUGUUGAUUGGUCAGUUACUAGAAAUGGCCUUUGUCUGUCAAAUCAAAAGAUGCAUGUUUCGUUUCUCUUGACAAGAAGUCAGUAAAGUCAAAAAGUCUCCUCUCUUCAAGUUAUGGAGGUUCGUGUGUAGCUGUCAUUUCUUGAACUAUGGGUGUAAAAUGGACGUGUUUGUUUACAAAGAAAAAUUAGUGAAAUUUAAUGAAAUGAAAGUUGGUGCGAAGCUGGAGACAUGGGAGGCUGCAUAGGAUUAACACGAAGCAGGAGCGGGGCCAUAGAUGACUCUUCGGGCUCGGUAACUAGACCGAGUUCAGGUAGCCAGCGUAAAAACCAUCCAUUGUGCCAUGAGACGAUCCGAUGGAAGUCCGACGUCCCAUUGACGGAAGGACAAUUGCGCAGCAAGCGUGACGAAUUCUGGGACACCGCCCCCGCUUUCGAGGGACGCAAAGAGAUAUGGGAUGCCCUGAGGGCCGCAGCAUCAGCCGCCGAGAACAUGGACUAUGAUCUUGCGCAGGCCAUUUUGGAUGGGGCGAGUGUCUCGGUGCCGAAUGGAUACCUUACAGAGUGCUAUGACGAGCUGGGAGCCAGAUACCAGGUACCGAUCUACUGCCUCUCUUACCCAAUAAACAUAGUAAAAGAAGACAAUGGACGAGAUAGCCCCGCUGAAUGCUCCGAGCCUGUCGACGGGGGCACAGAGACUGUCUUGAAACUGAGAUUAUCACAUUCGUGUUCGGACGUCAAGUUGUCUGUUUAUUCAACUGACACUAUUAGUAUGUGCAAGAAAAAACUACAGAGUCAAGAAGGUAUCGAAUCAUCUCGCCAGAGGUGGUUUUUCGGCGGCAAGUUACUCGGUGAUAAGUUGAAAGUUGAGGAAGCCAAAGUGCCAUCAGGCUACGUUGUUCAGGUGAUCGUCAAUACUGAACCAUCGCCGGUUCUCAAAAAGAGUUCUUCUUAGCUGAUGUUGUUUUUUAGGUAUCACUAUGAUAUUCCAGUCAAAAUGCAACAUAUACACGUAUCUCGAGGUGGAGUGAGUUCAAAACACAAAUGUUUAAUUUUGACGGUAACCGUUUUUUUAGAUAGGCAUCAACUUGUUAAGAUUUUCAUAUCAUAGGUUUUAUAUGCAAAAUGAAAUAACUAUGUAAUUCUUAUGCAAUGCUCCAACGAGUUUUACAUACACACGUAAGUGUAAUUUUUUAAAACGGCGGCGUUUGAAAAUUUUCUGAUCAUGCUUUAGAGUGAGAACAGGUUGCACAAAUUUUAAGGGACGUCGAACUGUCGCAAAUGUUAAGCAAAAUAAUGGAUAAUCAAAAUCGGAGAGCAUGGUACAUGAUGAAUGCGGUUUGCGCGCAACAGCGAGUAUGUUUAGUAAACAACAACUUGAGAGAAAGAAAAAAUGGGUUCCAAGCGUUCGUUCCAAAAAAUCGUAUACAGGUCACUGUCCUCGCACGGUGGUGAAGUGGUAAGUGCCCACGAGGCGGCGUGAUGCAACUAGAACGCGUUUGGUGUUACCAAACCGGUUUGUUUCACUUGAAUGCCGCACCAAGCAGCUUGGACGGAGGAACAGUGGCGUGGGUAGGAUUACAUUUCUUCAUGAUUUGAGUUCAUGGACAAAUUUCAAAAGUGAAUGUGACGUCAUAUAAAUCAAUGAAGUUCUUCACGGAAUUCGAACUUGUUCUAAUUUUUGCCAAGUUGGACGUAAAAAUGCCAUUAUACCAACCUUGUUUUCCGACAGUAUACAUAUGGGUUCAAAACCACAAUAUGUGUGAUUGGCAGCACUAAGUACUCACAGAUAAUCCAUGAAUUUGUCGAUUGAUGACAUCGCAAAACAUAAUCAGAUUGACCUUGAAACAAUCCAUCUGAAUAAAUGUGAAGAAAUUGUUGACCUAAAACAAAACAAUAGAGUGGCGAAUGGUUGCGUUGGCUUUACGUGUCAAGUCUGAUAUCUGAAACCUGUCAUCUACCAAUACUGUAAGAUUAACGAAUCUUGCUUUAGACAAAGAUUUUUAAUAUUUCCUCGAGAAGUAAUGAUUUUGCGACAGUUCGACGAUUCUAGUACUAAUUGUAAAUACAAUAUCUUUUGUAUCUGUUAAAAUUUAGGACGUGUGCCACUGUGUGACCUACACAUUCGAUCAGUUAUUUUCACGCUGUAUACUUUUCUCUAUUGAGUGAAUCUAGCUAAUAUGGAGAAUAGCCGCGUUGAUAUUUUUCCAGGCAUAUUAUGAAACAAAUUACAUAAAGACGGAUCAAUAACAAAACGGAUUAUUAAAUCCUUAUUUAAUAAGUUCGUAUUUGUCUAUUGAAUUGCAAUAUUUUUUAAAGCAGGAAUAUGCAGAGUUGGAUAUAAUUUUUUUGGUAAAAAGAAACACCUGAAUUUGACGAUGUAGAUAUUAGAAAACUAUUACGUCUCUAGGCGUGUAAGUAGUCUUGUUUUUCCAUACAAAAACUACUCAAGAAACUCACGUCAAAUAGUCAAGAAAGCGGCUAUCAAUUCAUGACAUAAUCAACAAAUUAAUACUUGAGUUUUUUAUGGUGCUAACGAACUCCUGGUAGGGUAUCAUUAAAAGAAACCUGCAAAAAAAACGAAACAAUUUGAAGAACGGUAAGUUUUCCGAAUAUACUAGACCGUCAAAAAUCAAUUUAUUCUCAUUGUUAAAUGUCAACGUUGCCUUUUUUUGUGGUGGUAAAACACAGUUUCAAUCUUGUAAUUCUAUAAGAGGUUCGUUAGAAUUAAUGUGAGAAUUUCGAAAGGGCGUUUGAUAAAUUCGAACACAUUUUUGUGCAUUUAUCACUCUUAUGACUGAACGAUGAUAUUUUUAUUUGUACGUAUUUUUAAGAUUUAUACUGUUUAUUGCUUUAUGACUGCUUAUUGUAACAUAUAUUUAAUUUGCAAUAAUUAUAGGUUAAACAAAAUACAAAAUGAAAACAAGUCAAAGGUGGUUCUUUUCAAUUCAGCCUAUUUUUUCUUACACUUAAAUCAAAACACAAUCAAAAAUAAUGUAACUUGACUCUUAAGACACCAAUAUUUAAGCAGAUUUUAAAAACACCGAUCACUAAACUCUAUUCAAAUGGCAUUCACGCCCACAACGAACACGACAGCUCGAUCGAGAAAAUUUUACGCUAUUAUUGGCUUAUUAUGGAUCUGGCGAAUUGGCCAAUAGUAGCGCGAGAAUUUGGCGAUUCGAAACAUGUAUUUUUUAACACGCCGUAAAUAUGGCGUACUAUUUUUCUAUGCUUCAGUUUGGAAAAGAAUCAUUUUUGAGUGCAAUAAUAUGUAACUGUUGUAUACUUUUAUUAAUUUGUAAAGAUAAGAGAGAAAUUCAGCAUAUGAAAAUUUCAUUUAGUGUAUAAUAGGUACCUGAUAUAAGUUUAAAUGUAAUUUUUUAUUGGUUUCUCUAAUCCAAAUCUCUACUUUUUUUGUUAAUACAUUCACGCUAAUAGAAGGAUAUCCCAGAAAAAAACUAUUAUAUAAAUAUGGUACAAAUGAUGAGAGGUGUAACAUAUCUACAAGUUUUUACCAAAACAUUAGCUUUGUUCAGGGUGACCCAGAGAAGAUUUAUAAAUUCCAAAUUAAAUUAAUAAACGACACAUUUUAAGCCUUCUGUCUAAAUGGAUUCUGAGUUACUUCGCAUGAUUUGAUUGUGGAAUUUGCAAAUUAUUUAUAGUUACUGGCAGACGGGAAUGUUAACUUUGCUUUUGGGAUAUAUAUAUUUGUGAAAAUAAUCGGGCAAUUUUCUCUGGAAAUACAAGAGGCGAAACAAUAUAUAAUAAUUCUGGCUUAUUGUUUUAUAUCCCAUCUUAGACAACCUCUUCGUACACUUCAGAUACAUGGUUCGAAAUUGAGUAGAACAUAAUAUGAAUUUUGCGUCUGGAAAUAACAGCUAAGAUGCAUUUUUUACGUAACAAAGGUGCGGACUUGCACCUCCUUCAUUUGCUUCAUAUUUUUUGUCCUUGUUUCACUAGCCGAAUGAAAAUACUCGCUUGUAUAGAUAUUAAAUAAAGACUGGAACGUCAUUUGAACAAUAAAAGGAAUCCUAGUAAUACGAACGCAAUAGGAUUUGACGGGGAACACGUGCACUCUUUUCUCAAUCAAAAGGUACUUUUUGAGAGAAAACUGUUUUAUAAAAUAUUGUAUCAGUGUGUAAAUAAUAAUAAUAAUGAGACACAAUAAAGAGUUUGUUACAUAA
Messenger RNA from Acanthoscelides obtectus, 4200 nucleotides. Lineage: Eukaryota; Metazoa; Arthropoda; Insecta; Coleoptera; Chrysomelidae. The record is from the annotation of a GenBank genome assembly.